Messenger RNA from Auxenochlorella protothecoides, 1188 nucleotides. RefSeq lists its product as hypothetical. The record is from RefSeq and is a predicted model, not a curated record. The transcript has 6 exons. Bases 1 to 1188 code for a protein of 395 amino acids. NCBI's taxonomy places the organism in Eukaryota, Viridiplantae, Chlorophyta, Trebouxiophyceae, Chlorellales, Chlorellaceae.
AUGCGCGUGGACCCUCCACCCCCGGGACUGUUUCAUCUGGCCCAUACUGCGGACGGGCUGGAGAUCAGUACCGACCCGCGCGGCUUCCCCGCCCCCCUGCGCAGCCUGCAGGCCGGGGCGGAGGCCAUGCGCCGCGCCCGGGAGCUGUGGGGCAUGUGGCGCCGGCCCGCGGCAGCGCGCGGGGAGGAGGACUGGGUGGACAUCCCCCUGCCCCGCCUCAUCCGGCGGACCACGCUGGAGCGCCGGCUGGUCCCCGCCCGCCCCGAGGCCCUGCCCGGCGAGGCCGCUGCCGCUGCCGCGCACGCCAAGGCGCUGGCCAAGGUCCGCAGCGCGGCGCAGCGUGCCGCCAAGCUGGCGGCCGCCGCGGGGCUGGACUUCGAGCCCCCGCCCGGCCUGGGGCAGGGCGAGAUGCCGGGCGCCUUCCCCAAGCUCGACGACUGCGCCCCUAGCCUGAGCGGGGUGCAGAGCAGCGGCCCAGGCUCGCCGCGCUUCAACGGCGGGCUGGCCUCGCAGGAGAACACGCCGCUGGCCUCAGCGGGGCUGAACCAGACACAGUUCUCCUCUGCGGACACGACCCUCACCGCCAACUACCCGGCGUACCUGCAGGCAUCCCCGCGCGAGCGCUCGGAGACCGGCGGCCGCGCCGCUCCCCAGUACGGCGACUCUCUCGCGGCGGCGCCUGCCGGGGAUGCGGGGCCUGUGCCUGUGGGCGUGGACGCCUCCCUCUUUCCCCCCGGCUACAAAUUCCGGGGCCCCAGCCGGCGCACCCCCCCCAAGAGCUGGCGCCUGAAGCUCAAGGACAUCACCCCCGCCCUGACCGGGCGCACCGUUCAACUGCACUGGCCGGACGACAACCUGUGGUGGCCGGCGGUGGUCCGCGCCGUGGACGUGCCGCGCCGCUCCGUGGUGCUUUUCUACGAGACGGGGGACGAGGAGAGCAUCGACCUGGCCAAGCUGGUGGCCGCGGGGGAGGUGGCCUGGGUGGAGCCGCCCUCGGCGCCGGGCACCCAGGCCGGCGCACAGAAGCGGGCGAGGCAGGGGAGCGAUGAGGAGGCGGAGCCGGGCGCCGUGCUGGGCUCGCUGCCGCGCGAGGGCCUGCUGACGGUGGACCUGGGGGGGCUGGACGGCAGCCUGCACCUCUCCCUCUUCGACGACGACCAGGCCUGGCAGGUCCAGCUCAUGGAGUAG